Molecule: messenger RNA, 1204 nt
Organism: Mesocricetus auratus (golden hamster)
Lineage: Eukaryota; Metazoa; Chordata; Mammalia; Rodentia; Cricetidae
Gene: Atp5pb
Product: ATP synthase peripheral stalk-membrane subunit b
Exons: 7
Coding region: 118-888 (256 amino acids)
Biological process (GO): proton motive force-driven ATP synthesis
Molecular function (GO): proton transmembrane transporter activity
Source: RefSeq, a predicted model, not a curated record
AGAAAGUACUCGGCUCUUUUCUCGCGAGAUUGGAGCGGCCAUCUUGUCCCUGCCCCUGACAGUCUCGGGUCGCGGUCACAGGGACGCGAAGACCGCUGUCUGGACCUCAGCAAGGCCAUGCUGUCCCGGGUGGUACUUUCUGCCGCCGCCACAGCGGCCCCCUGUCUGAAGAACGCGGCCGUCCUGGGACCAGGGGUAUUACAGGCAACAAGGGUCUUUCACACAGGACAACCACGUCUUGCCCCUGUACCGCCUCUUCCUGAAUAUGGAGGAAAAGUACGUCUUGGGCUGAUCCCUGAAGAAUUUUUCCAGUUCCUUUACCCUAAAACUGGUGUAACAGGACCCUACAUGCUUGGAACGGGGCUUAGCUUAUAUUUUCUAUCCAAAGAAAUAUAUGUGAUUACCCCGGAGACCUUCUCUACCAUAUCAGUAGUAGGGUUGAUGGUCUAUGUGAUUAAGAAAUAUGGUGCUUCUAUUGGAGAAUUUCUUGAUAAACUUAAUGAGGAAAAAAUUGCUCAACUAGAGGAAGUAAAGCAAUCAUCCAUAAAACAAAUCCAGGAUGCAAUUGACAUGGAGAAGGCACAGCAGGCACUGGUUCAGAAGCGCCACUACCUCUUUGACGUUCAGAGGAAUAAUAUUGCCUUGGCCUUGGAAGUCACUUACCGGGAUCGGCUACAUAGAGCAUAUAGGGAGGUAAAGAAUCGCCUGGACUACCAUAUUUCUGUACAGGACAUGUUGCGUCGAAAGGAGGAAGAGCACAUGAUAGACUGGGUGGAGAAGCAUGUGGUGAAGAGUAUUUCUGCACAGCAGGAAAAGGAGACCAUUGCCAAGUGCAUUGCAGAUCUAAAGCUGCUUGCAAAGAAGGCUCACGCUCAGCCAGUUAUGUGAAUGUUUCUAUCUCAGUUGAGAUGGCCAGGGAGAGCUAACUUAAAUGGGAACUAGUCCAUGUGAAGAACUCUUCCUGUGUUGCUGUCUAUUGAAAUUCCAGUGUACCUUUCCUGAGAAAUGAUCAAGAUGCAUUUAAUGACUUAACUCUAUUGGCCAGUCAGGUAUUUCUGAUCCUUGCUGUAUAUCUGGAAUUGGCUAGUGAUCACUUUUGAAUAAGUAAUUUGCAGCAACUUGCUGCCCUAACUAAAAUUACCAAGUUAUAGUUUAAACUUGUAAUUAGUUAUACCAUCUUGCAAUAAAAUGACAUUUGAAACAA